Messenger RNA from Suillus fuscotomentosus, 1452 nucleotides. RefSeq lists its product as uncharacterized. The coding region runs from base 1 to 1452 and encodes 483 amino acids. The record is from RefSeq and is a predicted model, not a curated record. Lineage: Eukaryota; Fungi; Basidiomycota; Agaricomycetes; Boletales; Suillaceae. The transcript is spliced from 4 exons.
AUGCCUUGCGGAACUCGAGCUCUGCUUGAUCAAUGUCGCCUUCCGACCAACAAGGCCGUUUCCGACAUCAUUUGUGAUAACAAAGUAGUAGGAUGGACGUACGAAGGACAAAGCUACUACAUGGGUCUCCUACUACAAGAUUUCCACCGCGAUAACCUCGAACUUCUUGCCUCCCCUCAUAUUGACGACAUCCGACUCCAUCUUGAAUCCGGAUGGGACAAACCAUUCCUGAAGAAAACUGUCACAUCGUUUUCUAUGCAAUUUUUGCGCAUGGGCGAUUGGGCGAGGGUCGUUGAAGGUGCUCUUCGUGGGGAGUCAGGUCAGGUCAUAUCGACGGAUCAUACAGUUGGUUCCGCGAGCUUGGAGUUCGCGUUCGAUGGACGUCCAGAACAAAUAGAGGUUCGUGUUGAAGAAAUAGAGCGCGUAUUCCGGGUCAGCGAUACCGUCAAAGUUGUAGCUGGUCCGUACUUGGGAAUAGAAGGACACAUUAUUCAAAUGUGGCAAGAUGUAUUUGACAUUUGUCAAGAUAUCACCAAUGAACAGGUGGAGGUUUCCAAGUACUACUUGGAUCGGCGUCCCUUGAAUCACACCAUGCACUCACAAAUACCCAUGCAACAAUAUCUCGAGCCUCCCCCCGAGUCCGACUCUAUCGAAAUUGGAGAUUAUAUAGAAGUGCUGGACGGCAGGCACAUGGGGAAACACGGCGUCAUGGACUGGUAUGCCAAGAGAUCGACCUAUCUGUGGUUCCGGGAUGUCCUCACUCAGGACGGCAGAGAGACCAGCUCUGGACUCUCCAGUAUCUCAGUUCCUGUGGCAAUGGUUCGGCGGACGAGCCUCACCCACACCAUCCAGUAUACGAAGGACAAGGGGUAUGAUGUCAGGCCUGGAGAUGUUGUGACUGUUGCCCGCGGACCGGAGUACCAGGCGAAAGGGGUCGUGCACAGCGUUGAUAUUCCAAAUGCUCAUUUGACCAUAUUAUGCGAUAGUGACCGAUCGCUCCUCCGCAUCCCAAUUAGAUUUGUAACUAAGAUACGCAACGUCUUCUUGGAUUCGUUCCGGAACGAUAUUGGCCAGGAAGUUUUCGUUAUUGGGGGCGACCAGAAGGGCUACCGAGCCACGCUCCACUCUCUUUCCUCUGAGACUUGCAUCGUUGCUGUGCAUGGGCAGCAGCGCACCGGACUCAAACUGCACGAAGUUGCCACCAAGUAUGGAAUGAGACUGAACGGCGCGAUGCUCGAAGGUCCGGAGUUAACCGCAUUCUGUGAAAUGAGGAAACGAUCAUACUUGGUGCCUCCACCUCGCUCCACCACCCCACCCGUCGAAAAAGAAAAAAUUGCUUCCAGUCCAGUGGUUUAUCUCACAGGUCCCAGCUCAUCGCCAUCCAACACAUGGUCCACCUGGUCCGAAAGUUUAGAAAUGACAUUAUGUGAAGAUAGUGUCAUUUUAAUUUGA